AUGGCGGGGUCCGUGCGCACCGCGUGCUUCGUGGCCGCGAUGCUGCUCCACUUGGACCUCCCGGGACAGGCGCAGCCUCCACCCCCACCAGACGCCACCUGUCACCAGGUUCGCUCCUUUUUCCAGAGACUGCAGCCCGGACUCAAGUGGGUGCCCGAAACCCCCGUACCAGGAUCAGAUUUGCAAGUAUGUCUCCCCAAGGGCCCAACAUGCUGCUCAAGGAAGAUGGAAGAAAAAUACCAAAUAACGGCACGUUUGAACAUGGAACAACUGCUUCAAUCUGCAAGUAUGGAGCUCAAGUUCUUAAUUAUCCAGAAUGCUGCAGUUUUCCAAGAGGCCUUUGAAAUUGUUGUUCGCCAUGCCAAGAACUAUACCAAUGCCAUGUUCAAAAACAACUAUGCAAGCCUGACCCCGCAAGCUUAUGAGUUUGUAGGUGAAUUUUUUACCGAUGUGUCUCUCUACAUCCUGGGUUCUGACAUCAAUGUGGAUGACAUGGUCAAUGAACUAUUUGAUAGCCUGUUUCCAGUUAUCUAUACCCAGUUGAUGAACCCAGGCAUCCCUGAGCCAGCCUUAGACAUCAAUGAGUGCCUCCGUAGUGCAAGACGUGACCUGAAAGUAUUUGGGAAUUUCCCCAAGCUCAUUAUGACCCAAGUUUCCAAGUCACUGCAAGUUACUAGAAUCUUCCUCCAAGCCCUGAAUCUCGGAAUUGAAGUGAUCAACACAACUGAUCACCUGAAGUUUAGUAAGGACUGUGGCCGAAUGCUUACCAGAAUGUGGUACUGCUCUUACUGUCAAGGACUGAUGAUGGUUAAGCCUUGCGGUGGCUACUGCAAUGUGGUUAUGCAAGGCUGCAUGGCAGGUGUGGUGGAGAUUGACAAGUACUGGAGGGAAUACAUUGUGUCCCUUGAAGAGCUGGUGAAUGGCAUGUACCGAGUUUAUGACAUGGAGGAUGUUCUGCUUGGACUCUUUUCGACCAUCCAUGAUUCCAUCCAAUAUGUCCAGAAGAACGGAGGGAAGCUGACCACCACCAUUGGAAAGUUGUGUGCCCAUACUCAACAACGCCAAUAUAGAUCUGCUUAUUAUCCUGAAGAUCUGUUUGUUGACAAGAAGGUACUGAAAGUUGCUCAUGUGGAACGUGAAGAAACCCUGUCUGGCCGCAGAAAGGAACUGAUUCAGAAGCUGAAGUCGUUCAUCAACUUCUAUAGUGCUCUGCCUGGCUACAUCUGCAGCCAUAGCCCUGUGGCUGAGAAUGAUACCCUUUGCUGGAAUGGACAGGAACUUGUGGAGAGAUACAGCCAGAAGGCGGCGAGGAAUGGAAUGAAGAAUCAGUUCAACCUCCAUGAGCUGAAGAUGAAGGGCCCUGAACCAGUGGUUUCCCAAAUUAUUGACAAGCUGAAGCACAUUAACCAGCUCCUGAGAACCAUGUCUAUGCCCAAAGGUAGAGUUGUGGAAAAGAACCUUGAUGAAGAAGGGCUUGAAAGUGGAGACUGCGGUGAUGAUGAAGAUGAGUGCAUUGGAGCCUCUGGCGAUGGAAUGAUGAAAAUGAAGAAUCAACUCCGCUUCCUUGCUGAACUGGCUUAUGAUCUGGAUGUGGACGAUACUCCUGGAAGCAAGCAACAUGUGAAUCAGAAUGAGAAUGAGAUCGUCAUCAUCUCUCGCAACGGUGGGAAUGGCCCUUCUCCCCUGAAGAUUCUAACCAGCUUGGUGAUCUAUGUGGUGUGCUUUUUCUUCCUGAUGUACUGA
Messenger RNA from Pipistrellus nathusii (Nathusius's pipistrelle), 1743 nucleotides. The record is from the annotation of a GenBank genome assembly. Lineage: Eukaryota; Metazoa; Chordata; Mammalia; Chiroptera; Vespertilionidae.